ACCACUACGGCUAGUUCUAAAAUUUUAUAAAAAUGACUUGUAAACUAAAAAAAGAAAACUAUAAAUUAAAAGACAUUUCCCUUCUCGUACCGUAAUUAACCAUCACCGAAUCUCUAAUGCAAUCUUAUAUAACAAUUAUUAUACGACAUGAAUGCUUUAAAUUGAUAUUAAUAUAGCAAUACGAAAAUGAUUGAAAUCCAAAUAAAUUUCAUGCUUUUAACCACCAUGCGUUUAAAAAGUCUAUUUAGUAAUUAAGCAGUUAAAAAAUGUUAUAAAUGAUAGAAAUUACAUACAUACCUCACAUGGACCAUGCAUUGGCACAAGUAUUUAAUUGCUACUCUCAAAAUCCACCUCAAUAUUUUGCAGUUUCCAAAUAUUUUGAUAUUUAUAUUGAAAUAUGCAAAAAAAAUAAAUUAUUGCGAAAAGAUAUAUGCUUUCCGACUUCACAAUAUGCAACGCAAUAACAAAGUUUUAUACUAAAAAAAAAAACAAGAGAUCAGUUAUAUAGCAAGUUACUUUAGGAUUAGUCGUUUGGGGGAGAUCGGUAGAUGCUCCUGACCUAAUAAAAAAAUAAUGUAUCCACAAAAUCGUAAUCGAGUACCUAUUAAAAACUAAAAGAAAAACGCUUCUCAACAGGCACUACAGGACCAAUAAAUUUAGCCAAUCGCUGGCACUUAAAUAAUAAUACACUAUGCUAGACAUCAAUUAACAUUUUACUAAUGUAUUUCUACUAUAAGAAGCACCUGUCCCCUAUUUGUAUUUUGAGCCACAUUUCAUCGAUAGACAAAAUAUUUUCCAGAAACUUUAUUAAUAAAUAUGUUGAAUGAUUCAAGUCUUAUAUUAAUUCUUGAUCGGGAGUAAAAUUUGUUUUAGGAAACCAUUUUGAAAGGUACUAAGAACUAUAGGAUGAACUAUUUCGUUUCAAAAUAGAUUUAUACUUAGUAAGCCUAUGGAUCUAGUUUCACUCUUGCUUUAAAUUGCUCUACACCAUAAAUAAAUUUAUUCAAAUAUACAAAAAAUAUAAUUUUUUAGACCACGAGUAUUUUUAAAUCCAAAUUGCCUGCUUAUGGAGAGAUUAUAUUAUCCGAUUCCCAUAAAUCCAAAUGCCAAAUAUCUCUCCAAUUCCAUCUCGAAUGUUUUGUACAGCAUUCAGAAAUUUGAUCAAAACACACUUGCUUGGCCAACGUGCCAACCAAGAAAGGUCAUCGCGAGGUUUAAAAAGCGAUCGUCUCCGGAGGUUCCAUUAGCCGGAACUGCAUCUUCUGUGAUCCAAAAUAAAGGACGUUUUGUAUCAAGUGGUGACGCCAGGGCAGCGAAGAAAAAUACCUUCUAUCAAAUACUCCUAGCCAGUCAGGAUCAGCCGCCUUUUGAAGAGCCUCGCAGAUUUAAACGUAAAAAGAAUGAUGCCCAAUUUAAACGUGAUUCCAAAGAUGACAGCAUUUACAGUGAUAUAUACGAUAUAGUAAGGACACACAGUCAAUACAAAAGGCAACCCAGAUAUGAAAGUCCCCCCCCAGAGCGACAUAUAUCGAUUACUGAGACACCACCUGUAAUGGAAGUCUAUAAAAUUCGUCCUCUUGCUACUGAGAACAGAGAAACUAAGUCAAACCCCAAAUCGCCUAAAGUAAAAUAUCCAAAAGUAGAUAACUAUAAACUUCAAGAUAGAACCAAUGAGCUUUCGAAUUCCAAAGGCCCUCAGUCUAAGCCGAAAUCAUCAACAUCAAAAACUUCAAAGAAAGAGUUUAUAAAAUUCCUAUCAAAAGAUAAUAAGCUAAAAGCAGAAAUGCAUAGGUCAAAAUCACAUCCUACUAAAGAUAUAUCUAGAGGUCGGGAGAGAAUCAUUCAGACAAGUAUAAAAAAAGAUAAACUUAAAGAAAAAUCUAAGACUAAGUGCAAUUUUCCCGCCACCCAGGAUCCUGUUAAAGAUGUCCAAGAGGUCCGAGAGAGAUAUGAGAAGACCAGAUACCGCAAAUCGUUAGAGAGCAGAAAAUCCAGUAUAGACUUGGGUAUGACCGCAGAAAUGUAUCAAGAGAAAUUAAGGAGGGUCAAGCAAUUCCUGAAUCGCGAAGAUAUUUUUGAUGGCACUCAUACUGGCUCGUCUUCAAUGUCAAUUGAUAUUGAGGGAAUACAAGACCGCGACUUACUGCUUUAUCCCUACCCGGAAAUAUAUGAAAAGAAGAUAAAUGUAACAAUAGAAAAGGAAUCCAAUGUGAAUGAAAAGAUAGUGACUGAAUCAAAAGUAAAGUCGAAACCACCAGAUGGGGAGAUUGAGAAUGUAAUAACAAAUGAAAGAAAAACCGCUUGCAUUAUGUGUCGAACGAUAAAACGAAGUCCUGCAGAUGAAGAAGCCCCAUUUAUGGAGGCGAUGAGAAAGGAACAAAGACGGCGCGAAUUAUUGGCAUAUCGAGCAAAUAUUGAAACCCAGGGUGAACCUUGUAAAAUAUCAGUACCUUUGGAACGGUCGGAUCAAUACAUAAGAACGGGACCCAUUAGCUUAAACGAUCUCAGCAGAAAGGAACUUUACUCUCUGGAGAGCAGAACUAUACUUUUUAGCGAACAACGAAAUUUCAUCAGUUUCCCUAAGAAAAGUAAUCAAAUUAUUUUCCUCGGCGAAAGUGAUUCCAUUACGUUCCUCAAGAAAUGUAAUUCUAUAACUUUUCCCAAGGAGAGUAAUUCCAUUAUUUGCUUUUAG
This is a messenger RNA of Drosophila takahashii, 2692 nucleotides long. The record is from RefSeq and is a predicted model, not a curated record. Lineage: Eukaryota; Metazoa; Arthropoda; Insecta; Diptera; Drosophilidae.